AUGUCUUCUUCAUCGCAUGCUGAAGAAAGGUCAACUUCUCAAGGAUACCUUCCGCGUGGAGGAGCCUGUAAAUGCGAUGGGAAACGCCCUAUAUGUUCUCAAUGCGACCGCGCAGGACGCGCCGAGGACUGCGAAUAUACAGUUGGUCAAGAACGGUCAACAGUCCAGAUUUUAGAAGAAAACAUUAGCAGAUUGGAAGCUCGGAUACAAGAACUACAGAAUCCAGCACCUCCGGCUUCGUCUGCUAUUGAGCUCCAUCAGCCCUACGGUGUUAGUUCAUCUGAUUUCAAUGGUAUCGGUUCCAACUCACGCUAUUUACUACAGGAUCUUCCAGCACAUCUUGCAGAGGCAUUAAUCAAUAAUUUUAUGCCGCACGCAGGCCAAAUUGGUUUUUUCUUGAACCUGCCACGGUUCCAAGCAUCUCUGCUCAAUGGCCAAGCACCAGGAAGAAUGACGCGGCCGUCUUGCGCAUUGGCCGCAGCGACCUAUCUAUGGGCUAUACGCCUUUCGAAUGAUCGCUCAGUCAAGGCUCAUGAACAUACAUAUCUAACACGCGCAACACAGCAAGCGGCUACUGCACUCUCGGGGCAGCAUCCUGACAGAGUAAUGCAAUCUAUACAGGCUGAGGUUCUCCUUGCCACGUAUUUCUUUGCGAAUGGGAGAUUUUUCGAAGGGAAGUACCACGUAACUACCGCGGUCUCCAUGGUCUUUUCGGCAGGUCUGCAUAAAAUUCGGUCAUCUGCUCCCCAGCAGCAGAGUGUAACUGGAAGCAGUACACGUCUCCCUGAGCCCAAGGACUCAAUCGAGGAAGGAGAAAGAAUCAUGGCAUUAUGGACUGUGCUGGAUCUUGAUAAACAUUGGGCAAUUGCCCUGGAGCAUACCCCAAAUUUCGAGUAUUCAACUCAUCCCCUUGCUACCAAAGUUGACACUCCAUGGCCUCUUGAGAUGGAUGAGUUUGAGCAGGAUCGUCUACCAUCUUAUGCAAUCACUUCAAACACGAUAUACAAUUUCCUAAAUUCUAUAACAACCCCAGAUCUUGGGAUAUCCCUACGAGCAAUUGAGUCAAAAACAGCCAUACUCUGGGAACGUGUUGCUGUGUUUACGCGUAAAUGCAACGCAAGAACCUCUCAGCAGUCUUUACAGCCGCUCGUAGAGGAGUUUACAGGGCUUUCCAACCUUUUGGAUAGUGUUCUAGGCCUACUUCCGUCUCUUGACCCACAGUCCAUUGGGCGGAUUCAAAGCGUAGAAAUGGCUCGGCGUUAUGGUGUCGUGUACAGCAUCCUAUGCUCUGCGUUCAUUCGUCUUCAUGCUCCUUUCGCAUUUUCGGGGAGGAGCGAAUCCUCACUUCGGAAACGCCUUUCAAUGGCGCGUACCAUUUUGGAGCUCGCGAUCGGCCUCCGGGGAAGAGGUGUCGGGUAUCUGAACCCAAUCAUUGGUACUGUCUGGAUUGAGGCGUCUCAAGUUGUUUUCGACGAAGUUUCCCGCAUCCGUUCCAUGAGAACAUCCGGUACUUUACUUCCCGGGGGCCCUGAUGAGCGAGUGAUGCUGGGUCUCGUUAACCGAGCUACCCAAGCCAUGGCAGGGUUCACGAUGAACAUUCCCUUAACAAGUUUCCAAGUUGCAAAAAUACAAGAAACUUCUCAGUUGAAUUAG
Psilocybe cubensis is the source of this 1653-nucleotide messenger RNA. RefSeq lists its product as uncharacterized. The record is from RefSeq and is a predicted model, not a curated record. Gene Ontology annotation, biological process: DNA-templated transcription; regulation of DNA-templated transcription. The coding region runs from base 1 to 1653 and encodes 550 amino acids. Gene Ontology annotation, molecular function: DNA binding; zinc ion binding; DNA-binding transcription factor activity, RNA polymerase II-specific. Gene Ontology annotation, cellular component: nucleus. Lineage: Eukaryota; Fungi; Basidiomycota; Agaricomycetes; Agaricales; Agrocybaceae. The transcript has 7 exons.